This is a messenger RNA of Miscanthus lutarioriparius, 1737 nucleotides long. NCBI's taxonomy places the organism in Eukaryota, Viridiplantae, Streptophyta, Magnoliopsida, Poales, Poaceae. The record is from the annotation of a GenBank genome assembly.
AUGCCCCACGCAGACGAAAUCCGGGGGUUGCUGCCGCGGGGUUUCGACAUCAUCGGGGCACUGCUCGUGGGGGGAGGGGGUUCUGAUGCGGACGUCACUCGCGCACUGGAGCAGGCUCGGGCGCUGAGGGAGCUGCUGUUUGGUGUGGCGACUAGCCAUGGCUUGGUCGGAGGCCACAUGGAUGCAGCCACCGGGGAUAUUCGAUUUGUUGUAUCUGAGAGCGCAGGGACGGACUCGGUGGAAGGGUCUGUGGUUACAUGGGAGGAUGAGCCGGGGAGGUUGUUGUGGGAGAAGGGAUGCCUCCUGCGCUGCGAACUGCCGCUGAAGCUUCCACUCUAUCUUAGGCCUGAUGUGAAUUCUGGCAUCGAAGAACGAUUUUCUUCACUUAUUGAAUAUACAGUUGCUAAACUCAGAGAUCCUCAUGUAUCGUAUUUAGUUGAGGGGCCAAUUACAUCUAGUGAAUCACAUCUUUCUAUUAUCUUGCGUGGUGAUGAUUUAAGCUUUGAUUCACAUACACAUGGAAACUCAAGAACGAACUAUUGUACCACAAGUAUUGUAUCUUGUUCAGAAUUCUUCACAGAAAAGAGGCACAACCUCUCAUUGACAAGAGAGGAUGCAGAUCCAAUUGCAAUAACUGUCAACCAAUCAGCGAGUAGCUUGAAGCCUGGCACUACCCCUGUGGUAGAGUAUUUUCCUGCACCUGCCAGCCUCAGAGUAAUCAUCUUGAAGCUUGAUAUACUAUGCUACACAUCAAUAGAUUUUUCUGUGGCGGCUGCUGUAUCUGAACUUGUUAUUCCAGGAUUAGCUGAUCAGAUGAUUGUAAUGAAGAGGAUUAUUGCAUCAGAGAUAACUGAACAAGUACAGCUUUGUCCAUUCCAUUUCAUUCCUUCUGGUUUGCAUGUUCCGGUAACAGCGAUAUACAAUACAAGAUAUGGUGAGAUCGAGGAGAGGCAAAGUGAGCUGAGAAAAGAACUGCAUAUAAGGCUAGGACUUCCCUUAGAUCGGCCUUUGUUGCGAAUUUCUAAUGCAUUGACUUUUGGUGGCACGGGAAAGAGGAAGAAAAGCAUGCCAAGAAGUGGUUCUUCGCUGCUUCGAGACGUCCACAGAAAAAUUCCAUCUAGUGGUGUAUCUGGAGGUGUUAUGUCUUUGAUUGAUGGUUCGUAUGAGUAUUAUCAUUACCUUCACGAUGGUAUUGAUGACAAUGGAUGGGGAUGUGCAUAUCGGUCUCUACAAACAAUUGUCUCUUGGUACAGAUUGCAACAAUAUUCAUCAAUAGAUGUUCCUUCUCACAGGGAGAUUCAACAAGUUCUUGUUGAAAUUGGUGACAAGGAUUCAUCAUUUAUUGGAUCUUGUGAGUGGAUUGGAGCCAUUGAGCUAAGCUUUGUCCUCGACAAACUGCUGGGCGUUAGUUGCAAGGUUAUCAAUGUGAGAUCUGGCGAUGAGCUUCCUGAAAAGUGCAGAGAACUUGCCAGGCAUUUUGAAACCCAGGGAACUCCUGUGAUGAUUGGUGGUGGAGUCUUGGCUUACACCCUUAUCGGAGUUGAUUAUAACGAAGCCAGUGGCGACUGUGCAUUUCUUAUCCUUGAUCCGCACUACACUGGUACUGACGAUCUGGGAAAGAUUGUAAAUGGCGGAUGGUGCGGAUGGAAGAAGUCUGUCGACAACAAAGGCAGGAGCUUCUUCUUAAAAGACAAAUUCUACAACCUCCUACUACCCCAAAGGCCAAACAUGGUGUGA